UAACUAUCAUCCCGAUAACUUUACCUGGCGGUCUUAUCUUCUAAAUAAGCUCGUACCGUCUUUUCAUUUUGCAACUGUUAGACAUGGGUCUCCGAUAACAAUCAGCUAGUCCAGCUGUAAGCGAGAGAGUGGGAGCUAUUGGUAUUCUAACAUGAAUAAGAGAGAAAGACUAUUUGCAACUGGGUUUGCAACAGUUUUUGACGUUCGAAGUCGUACCGUUGCUAACAUAACCUCAUUUACUUCGUAUAUUAUCGUUUUGUUUUGAUUACGCUAUGGAUGUCUAUGAAGAUAUCGACAUAUUAUUUGAUGCAGAUUUAAUAAAUGUGAUCGAAGAAAUAAAUCCACAUCGAACAUAUACUGUUCGCGAAAGGAGAGAUCAUUUCAACUUUUGGAAUGACCAAGAGUUUUUCAAUCGUUUUCGCCUUUCAAAAGCCACAGUAGAAUUAUUAUUUAACGAAAUUCAAGAGCAUUUACAUCAUCGGACCGGAAGGAAUUUAGAUCGAGCUAUUCGUCCUAUGGAUCAACUACUUUUAACGUUGCGAUUUCUGGCCACCGGAGAUUUUUAUAUUUGUACAGGUGAUUUUCUGGGAGUCCAUAAAUCAACAGCAGCAAAAAUAGUUCAACGUGUGGUAACAGCAAUUUGUACGUUAAGAAGGAUUUAUAUUUUUAUGCCGAAUACUGAGGAACAAAGACACGAGAAAAUUAUUAAAUUUCAUAAUUUGGCUCAAUUUCCACGAGUGAUCGGGGCAAUAGACUGUACGCACAUAAAGUUACAAUCUCCAGGAGGUGAGCGUGCGGAAUUAUUUCGAUGUCGAAAGGGCUUUUUUUCAUUGAAUGUCCAAGUUAUUUGUGAUGCCAGUCAUAAAAUUUUGGAUGUAGUGACACGUUGGCCAGGUUCGACACAUGAUGCCCACAUAUUUCAAAAUUCAUCUGUAUAUAUGAGGUUUGAAAAUGGCGAGAUGGGCAAUGGAAUUUUAUUAGGAGAUAGUGGCUAUCCUUCUCGAAGGUAUCUUUUAACUCCGAUUCAUAAUCCUGAAGGACAGGCAGAAAAUCUUUAUAAUGAAUCACAAAUAAGAACUAGGAAUGUUGUGGAGAGAACAUUUGGAAUCUGGAAGCGUAGAUUUCCGGUGCUAAGUGUGGGUAUAAGGUGUCGGCUGAAUUUAGCACAGAGAAUUGUGGUGGCAUGUGCCAUUUUACACAACAUUGCCUGCCAACAAAAUGAAGAAGUUUUUGAAGGGGAUGAUGAAGAGGAUCAGCCCGUGGUAUAUAAUGGUGUAGAAAAUAACGAUGGUGGUGUUGAAGAAAGGGAAACAAUAAUUGAUUAUUUUCGAAAUAUGUUGACUGCAGGAGGAUUUAUAAUUUAGUACAUGCAUAUGUAUUAUUUGUUUCAUGCAAAAUAAAAAAAUGUUUUAUUUUUCUAGCAA
Messenger RNA from Zophobas morio, 1424 nucleotides. Its product is annotated as putative nuclease HARBI1. The record is from RefSeq and is a predicted model, not a curated record. Bases 273 to 1364 code for a protein of 363 amino acids. The transcript has 2 exons. Lineage: Eukaryota; Metazoa; Arthropoda; Insecta; Coleoptera; Tenebrionidae.